Molecule: messenger RNA, 1158 nt
Organism: Closterium sp. NIES-65
Lineage: Eukaryota; Viridiplantae; Streptophyta; Zygnematophyceae; Desmidiales; Closteriaceae
Source: the annotation of a GenBank genome assembly
AUGGACGAUGAUGCUAGAAGGAUCGGUUCCAGUGAAAGCUCCGAGUCAUUCAACCACGCCAGCAGUAAAAAGGGAGGCAUUGUUAUAAAGAAUCUUCUCAAAGGAAAGGCUUCCGCCGCUAGCGUGGCCCUCCCCUCCUUCGGCGAUUGGCAAACCAAACCCUCCGCCAUUCCCGCUCCAGCUCCUGGAAAUAGCAGCGCAGGCGCGCCAAACGGGGCUGCUCAUAACGGGGAUGAGGUCGGCGGCGUAUACACUAAAGUAUUUACAAGGAAGGCCGACGAGCGAGCUGCACGCCACGGGACUCCCUUAACGCCUGAGUCCAGUCUGGGACGUCAAGGGUCAGGGGCUAGCCAUCAAUCGUCUGGAGGUGACUCGGGAAGGGGACGGGUACAGUAUGCGCAGGGGAUGCAGUACGGUGAGAGCCCUCUGCAGUACGGUGAGAGCCCUCCGCAGUAUGGUGAGAGGCCCCAGCAAUAUGGUGAGAGGCCUCUGCAGUACGAUGAGAGCCCUCUGCAGUACGGUGAGAGGGCUCAGCACCUGCUUCCCCUGCCCGUCAACCUUCUUGCCCUGCCCAUCAACCUGAUUCCCCUGUCCAUCAACCUGUUUCCCCUGCCCGGCAACCUGUUUCCCCUGUACAUCAACCUGUUUCCCCUGCCCGUCAACCUUCUUCCCCUGCCCAUCAACCUGAUUCCCCUGUCCAUCAACCUGUUUCCCCUGCCCGACAACCUGCUUCCCUUGCCCGACAACCUGCUUCGCGUACCCGUCGACCUCCUUCCUCUCUCCAUCUACCUUCUUCCCCUGGCCAUCCACCUGCUUCCCCUACCCAUCUGUCCGCUUCUCGUGCCCAUCAAUCUGCUUCCCCUGCACGUCAACAUUCUUCCCCUGCCCGUCCACCUGUUUCCCCUGCCCGUCUGCCUGCUUCCCCUCUCCAUCUACCUGCUUCCCCUUCCUAUCAGUCUGCUUCCCCUGCCCGUCCACCUGCUUCCCCUGCCCGCCCACCUGCUUCUCCUGCCCGUCUACCUGACUCCCCUGCCCGUCAACCUGCUUCCCCUUGCCGCCAACCUGCUUUCCCUGCCCGUCAACCUGCUUCCCCUGGAGAGGAGGAAGAAUACGAGAUACCACCGUUGGAGAAGUGGAGAGCCCAUGUGCUCAGAAUGA